UGUUUCUUCUGUUUUCUAGGUUGUCCGCCGUUCAGUUCGCUGUACCAUUGAACGUUAAAGUGAAAUCUUUAAAUGUGGAGUGCUUUACCGGGGAAAUGGAAGAAGACAGAUCUAACGUUCUGCGUAAUAUGCAGAUUUGCAGAUUGUGCCUGAAUUCCGAUGGGAACUUGUCGAGUAUUUAUGAUGAGACGAGAAACAAGAAGAAAUUACCUCUCUAUCUGCAGAUCAUGGCCUGUGUCAACGUCGAGGUUUACAAGAACGAUGGAAUGCCUGAACUUAUAUGCGAUGAUUGCAAAUACCUGAUCUCGCUAGCCUAUGGUUUCAGGAUCAACUGUAAAAAGGCCAACGAAGCCUUAAAAUCGUUUGCAACUACUGGAAAUCUCAACAAAUCAUUAACAAUCAAUAAGAUACAGAAAGAAAAAGAAGCUAAAAUACGUAAAAUAAACACAGAUCUCUUGGGGAACCCGGCUAAAAAGUUCAAGCCUGACACAAGUGAACCUCCGGCUCAAACCAACCCUAUAUCGGUGGAGUUCGAAGAUGAUGAACAUGCCUUGGAAGAAUACGAAAUCAGGCCUUCAUCUGACAACGCUUUCAGCGUUAAGCUGGUAUCUUCCAACAAGACAGGAGACGUUGAAAUUUCUCCCCUUCGACCCAAAACUUUUCAUUGUUCAAUGUGCGAGAUGACAUUCCCCAUGAAACAACUCCUAGAUAUACAUAUGAGAAAUCACGAGAAGAAAGAUAAGGCUUCGAAAUACGAAGAAGAAAAUCAGUUUUCUUGUGAGGUAUGCAAGAAAGAAUUUUCCGAUGAAGAUAGCCUUCAUCGGCAUGAAAAGAGCCAUGAGACAAACUACACUUGUUAUUGUGGUGUCAGCUUUGGAAGCAGGGAUGACUUACUCGAGCAUUCGAAGAAGAAGCAUGGACAGAGGAAGCCGUUCACUUGUGGUGAAUGCGGAAAGAGCUUCGUUUUCAAACAGGGCCUAGAAAAUCACAUAGCUACUCACAACGCCGACAAACCACACAAAUGCAACUACUGCGAAGCCUUCUUCACGUCCCCAAUCAAGUUGACCCGCCAUCUGACGUCGCACGCCGUUUUGCGGCCUUAUCCUUGUAAAUUCUGCAAGAGGACCUUCCUCCUGAGCCACCACCUCACCAGACACAUGCGCAGCCACUUCGCGGCCAGGUCCAACAACCUACAACAGAUCGGCCAACACAAAUGCGACAUAUGCAGCAUGUCCUUCAGGCGGAAAGACUCCCUGAUCAACCACAGCGCCAUACAUUCCAUGGUGAACCUGAAGUGCGUGAUCUGUUACACGGAAUUCGAGAAUGCCCAGGCGGUGAAAGAGCACAUAUCCACACACUUGUCGGGACUUCCGUUCCCAUGUGAGAAGUGUUCUUAUUCUUUCGAGAGCAAGGAUCAGUUGGAGGAGCACGAACUCAAACACGCCGAGAUGGAGUACGAAGAACAGAUCGAAAAGGAAGUGGUGGAGGAGGCCCGCGCCCAGGGGCAGAUCUCCGGAGACCUGGAUAGCGCCGAGGACGACGACGAAGAGUUCGGCGGCGACCACAUGGGAAGGACCGGUGACGACGACGAAGAUUACGUGAUGGACGAGGAUGAGGAGAUGAGCUUCCACUCCUCCUUCGCGUCUCAGAGCGAAAGCGGCGGCGCGGUCAGGCGGUCCACCAGACAGCGCAAGACCAAGCGCUUCACCGAUUUCCUGAAAAGCGAACCGGAUUCCGAUCCAGAGCAGGAAGAAUAUCAGGAGCAGGCGCACUCCAGUAAGGAUCAGGUGCAUCAGACCGCCGAACAGGAAGCAGACACCUCGCAGGACGAGGAAGACGGCUUCAUCAAGCCCAUCUUCCGCAGGGAAGGCGUGAGGAUGUACCAGAGGAAGACGCCGGUUAGGAGGCCGAAGAUCCUGAACUCGAUACCGAUGGGAAACAUGAAGACGGCGCCUUUGUCCCAGAUAAACCAACCGCAGGUGACGACCAUCGAGAAUCUUGGUCUGACGACGAAGGACCUGGAACAGUUGCCCACUGAGAAAUACGUGAACAUGAAGAUUGGUAACAAGACGGUGAGGGUGCAGAAAUUGGUGCUCACCAAGGAAGAAAUGAAAGCGAUGGCUAGGGAAGGUAAAAUACGUGGUAAUACCGUGCUGAUAAAGAACCCUGGACCUCAGGCGUCCAAUAAGGUGGAUCUGUCGCCCCUCCUGGAGGAUCCCUUGCCCAAGGACCCCCUGGCGAGAAUUUCGAAAUCUUACCAGAAAAAAACUACGGCUUCCGCGUCCUCCAGUCAGAAUACCCUGAUAAUAAAUGAUAUAAUCAUCGAUAACAUCGAAGAUCAGGAUAACAGGAUGGAUGAUAUGGUUAAUCUGUCGUGAAGUUAGGUCAGUGUGGAACUGAAGGAAUUGGUAUCAUUGAGUAUUGAUUUUUUUUCCGUCAAUUAAUCAAUUUAACUUCUGAUAAAUUUAUUUACAACAACUUCAUCUGUUUAAACAUGCAAAUUCUAAGUUUAUUUUAUUGUUGUAUAAAUAAAUAAAUUUUCUGAA
Messenger RNA from Coccinella septempunctata (seven-spotted ladybird), 2546 nucleotides. Its product is annotated as protein suppressor of hairy wing-like. Gene Ontology annotation, molecular function: DNA-binding transcription factor activity, RNA polymerase II-specific; RNA polymerase II cis-regulatory region sequence-specific DNA binding; zinc ion binding. Gene Ontology annotation, cellular component: nucleus. The transcript is spliced from 9 exons. Gene Ontology annotation, biological process: regulation of DNA-templated transcription. The coding region runs from base 96 to 2378 and encodes 760 amino acids. Lineage: Eukaryota; Metazoa; Arthropoda; Insecta; Coleoptera; Coccinellidae. The record is from RefSeq and is a predicted model, not a curated record.